AUGACCUCGACUCUACACAGAUCUCUCAGUGCUCCUCUCCUCAUCACUCUGUACAUUAUAUCUUACACCAGUCAUGUGAAUGGAUUCACAUUUGGCGAGUGCAAUUUACACAAGCCAGUGGGAAACCAUACACGUUUUUUGUGCAUCAAAAAACACCUCCAGAAAGUUCCACAAAACCUUCCUGUUACUCUAACCACCAUAGACAUUUCUUUCAAUAAGAUUACUGCCAUAAAGAUACAUAAUUUUCAAAAUCUUGUACAUUUAGAGAUAUUAAACAUCUCACACAAUAACAUUUCUUGUGUGGAGAGAGGUGCUUUCAGAAGCUUGCUUUCCUUAACACAGUUGAACCUAAACGGGAACCAUUUGAUCAAAAUCACAAAUGAAUUGUUCAGUGGCCUGACUAAUCUAAAAGUGAUUCUCAUGGAAUUCAAUAACAUUUCCACCAUAGCUCCGUCAGCAUUUUCAAUAUUUUCCAAGCUGGAGUGUGUGAAACUGUCAGGCAAUAACCUGAGAAACAUAACAAAUCUGCAACCCAUAUUCCAGAGAGAAACUCUGAAAGAACUUCACAUUGCACACAACAAUAUUGCACAUUUUCAGUCGACGGAUAUUUCAAAUUCAUCCCUCCAUCUUCAAAUACUGAAUUUAUCAUCCAAUCCAAUCAGCAUUUUCAGGAUUACGACUAAUAUUUUCCCCAACCUCACAGCCAUUGAUUUGUCUUUCUGCUUUUCAGUUCCGAAUUUGGAAUGGAAGGUGCAGAGCACAGAUUUUUUUAGGAAUGUGUGGAGACUUGAUUUGUCUGGCAUUAAUAUUCCAUCUAUGGAUUUUAUUCUGCAAACAUUUGAUAAGUCCCUUUCCCAGCUAAACUUGCGCAAUGUCACUGAUCUAAAGGCUAUUCUCAAAAAAGCUUGUCUGAUUCCGACACUUACAGAAUUGACACUAUGUGAUAACGGUAUCACAAACAUUACCGGAGUAGGAAACAACUUCAUUUUCGAGAUCAAUAGCUGUGUUUGUCAAAACCUCAGAAAUCUCACAGAGCUCAACUUGGGGUCAAAUUAUAUUGGAAUUUUGAGAGGCGCUUUCAAAAAUGGUCCACCGAAGUUGGAAUAUUUGAAUAUAGGCGGAAACUCUUUGCACUCUAUCAAAACUGAUGACUUUAGAGGUUUAACAUCACUCACUCAUUUAGUUUUACAUGACAAUAAAAUUGACUCGAUUGAAGCAGGAGCAUUUGAUUCACUAACUAGCUUGAAGACCCUUGACUUGCAAACAAAUAAAAUUACAGAUAAAUACCUCACCCCAGCUAUAUUUUCAGGCCUACCAAAUCUAAGCAAACUGCUUUUGCACGAUAAUCACCUUUUCAGAACAAAGCGGUAUAAAACACCACCUUUCUGUCAUUUGAAGUCUCUUGAAGUGCUUACAGUCUUUUCUCAGACACAUUCUCAAAUUAGUACUUAUUUACCUGUAAAUCUGCUGUGGAAUUUGACAAAACUAUCAGGUUUCUGGGCACAAAAUGUCGGAAUUCAGUCUUUAGAUGUUAAUCUCUUCACAAACAACGCUCAGCUCACUGCACUUGCCCUUAGUCAAAAUCACUUUGUAUUUCUUUCUCCUGAUACAUUCUUGCCUCUGCGAAAUCUCACAAAACUGCAUUUAAGAAACUCCAACCUAAAGACUUUAGAUUUUGCUUUACAAGCACAACUACAAAACCUACGAUAUUUGCAGAUCAGUUUUAACCAAAUAAGCUCCUUCAAUUACACAAUUAUACAGGCCCUUCCAGCAUUGCAGCUUCUUGACAUGAGAGGGAAUACAUUCACCUGUGACUGUUCAAAUGAAGGGUUCAUCAAAUGGGUAAAGAUGAACAAUCACACGCAAGUAUUGGCAGCUAAUGCAUUUAGGUGCAAUAGCCCACCAAAUUUGAUAGGAACUGAGCUUCUAAAGUUAGACGUGCAUUCUUGCUCGGUUGACUUUGGGUUUUAUUGUUAUAUUUCCAGCACUUCUGUGGUGCUCCUGACUAUGGUCACGUCCCUCCUCUAUCACUUCCUACGCUGGAAAAUAGUUUAUGCGUAUUAUUUGUUCUUGGCGUUUCUCUAUGACAAAAAGAAAAAGGAACCGGAAAAGACAACCAGGUUCCAAUAUGAUGCUUUUCUUUCCUACAACCUCCACGACGAACACUGGGUCACUGGCACGUUGCUUCCCAAGCUAGAAGGGGAACAGGGAUGGAGACUGUGUUUGCACCAUCGGGAUUUCCAACCAGGAAAAUUCAUCGUGGACAACAUCAUAGACGGCAUCUACGGCAGCCGCAAGACCAUCUGUGUCAUCAGCCAGCACUACCUGGAGAGCGAGUGGUGCUCCAGGGAAGUUCAGGUGGCCAGCUUCCGGCUGUUUGACGAGAAGAAGGACGUUCUGGUUCUGGUGUUCCUGGAGGACAUUCCGGAAUACCGGCUGUCAGCACACUACAGGAUCAGGAGCCUGCUGAGGAAGCGGACGUACCUCCGCUGGCCCAAAGCCGGAGAGGACCCACGGGUCUUCUGGGAGAAACUAAGGCUCGCCCUGGGCACCACACAGGACUCUUGAGUAGGAGAAUCAUCUCAGUGGUGUCCAGAAUUUCCUCUAAAGCUUGUUGUUUAUGUUUUGUUGUCAUUGAUUCUUUCAAGAGAUUGUUUGUGGUGUGUACAGUAUGUUAAGUUUGGCUUAAUCACAUUAACCCUUUAUUUUUCUCACAAAUUGAAAAAUGCACAGGAUCAGUCUUAUACAUUUAAUAUAUUCUGUAUCUUCCUUUAAA
Messenger RNA from Engraulis encrasicolus (European anchovy), 2776 nucleotides. RefSeq names its product toll-like receptor 13. The transcript has 2 exons. Gene Ontology annotation, molecular function: transmembrane signaling receptor activity; protein binding. The record is from RefSeq and is a predicted model, not a curated record. The coding region runs from base 1 to 2568 and encodes 855 amino acids. Gene Ontology annotation, biological process: inflammatory response; toll-like receptor signaling pathway; immune response. Lineage: Eukaryota; Metazoa; Chordata; Actinopteri; Clupeiformes; Engraulidae. Gene Ontology annotation, cellular component: plasma membrane.